Messenger RNA from Mytilus trossulus (common blue mussel), 612 nucleotides. RefSeq names its product RWD domain-containing protein 4-like. The transcript is spliced from 6 exons. Bases 49 to 594 code for a protein of 181 amino acids. Lineage: Eukaryota; Metazoa; Mollusca; Bivalvia; Mytilida; Mytilidae. The record is from RefSeq and is a predicted model, not a curated record. Gene Ontology annotation, molecular function: protein binding.
UUUUGUAGAAAAAUGAGAAUGUGAGACUUUGCUGAAUCAGCAGAAACUAUGUCCAACAAAGAACUACAGGAGGAAGAGUUGGAAGUCCUCCAUUCAAUAUAUGAUGGUGAUGAAAGUUUUAAACAAGUAAAUGAGACAACAUUCCAGUAUAAAUAUGGUGAAGAAGGCAAUCAUAGAUCAUUUGUAAUGGAGAUUUCAUGGACAGCGGACUAUCCAAAACAGAGUCCUAAUAUUAAGUUAGAUGCUUUCUACAAUAAACACAUAUUGAGUAACGUGAAAGAAACAAUAAAGAACAGUGUAGCGGAGCAGAUACCAGAUUUGAUUGGCUGUGCCAUGACGUAUACCUUAUUUGAACAUGUAAAAGAGAAUUAUCCUGAACUGAUAUCAGAACAGCCAGAAGUCCCAUCUCUUAAUCAGAAUGAUGAAGAUAAGAAUCAACCAGAUGUUUCUAAAAAGAAAGAAAAGAAAGAACAGUUAACUAAAAAUCAGAAGAGAAAAAUGUAUGAAAGAAUGAAUGCAGCAGGAGAGAAACCGAGGGGUUAUGAUUGGGUGGAUAUAAUCAAACAUUUGAGUCAGAGCGGUGUUCAAACUUAAUAAAUACAUCAGAAACUA